Messenger RNA from Heterobilharzia americana, 3112 nucleotides. NCBI's taxonomy places the organism in Eukaryota, Metazoa, Platyhelminthes, Trematoda, Strigeidida, Schistosomatidae. The record is from the annotation of a GenBank genome assembly.
UCAGUUUGUAGUGAUCAAACCAUAAGUAUUAAGUGUUGUUCGUUGAUUGAAAAACGCUUAUGAACUGAGUAUUUAUUAUGCCGAGAGGUACUAUGAUACAUGCCAUGCAUCAGAUUAAUGAUUUUAAUGAAACAUAUAUGGAAAAUAAGUAUGAUAUUUCUGAAGAACAAUAUUACUAUGGAUCCAACAAACGCAAAAGGAAAACAGCUGCUCCUCAAAAGCGGGAACCUCCAGAGGAAACCUGUGAAAAUGAUGUUAAGAUGCUGCUUAAGAAUCCUUCUUUUGGAGCAAUGAACUUGGUCUCAAAAGAAAAUAACCCUUCAUCUUUGAGUUCUACUGAGCACUCUCUUAAUGCAUCAAAUGAUGGCUUUAUAAACACAUCUCCGGAACAUAUACGACUUUAUACCGCAAUGCUUAACUAUUUUCUUUCAAAAUGCAGGUCCAAUACUGACUGUAAAGUUGGGUCAUUUCCUACAUAUGCACCAAACACUGAUGUUAACCAUGGUUUUGAAAAGACUUUCAACUCCACAUUCACUAGCAAUCUAUCACAUUUUUUUUCAACAAAUCAACUUAGCCAAAACGCAAACCCUCUGGCCUUUAUGUCGAGCGAACAUAGUCCAAUUAAUGGAUUUCACAACGAAGCGCCUUACUGCUCUAAUUCCAAAGAGUUUGACAGCAUUUAUAAGAAUAUCCUUUCGAAAUAUGGUGCGUAUCUGGACUGGAGACAAGCCGUUAUGAAUUCUAUUAGCACAUGUAUAACCAACAUACCAGUGCCAAAAUCUGGAUUUCCAAAUUAUGAAGCUAUGUCUGCUUGCUACAAAUCCUUGAUAGAUAGAGCUUAUGCUUUACAACAGUCUGUGGAAUUGUACUUUAGAAUGAUUCAGAAUUGUCUUUCAUAUGAUCCAGUUCCUUGUCCAAACAUGAAUAAUGUUAGUAUGAGCCCUCCAGCGCGUAAUGAUGUUUGGAGUGGGCCAAAUAACAGUAUCCACAGUUUUUCAUCUCAACCAUUAUGCACUUCAAGCUCAUAUUCUACCGUAAAUUUGUCUGCUGUCCUUACUGAUAUUCUUCAAACUAGUAACUCAACGCUCAGUUCACAGGAGUUACCUGAUGGGCAAAAACAAGUUUCAGGAGUCAUGUUUGCACAUAACAACCAACCACCAUGUACGUAUAUGCCUACGUGUCAGACACAAAACAGUCUUCAGUCCCCGGUGGAUUUAACUAAUUCAGACCGCAAUAAGCCAGCAAUUGCGUCUAUUUCAGUCAGUUCACAAGCAAACGAAGUAAGAGCUCAUAGAUCAGAUAGGUCAAAUAAAGAAAACUCAUACGAUUAUGCAGUGCAUGACGAACCAGAUAUAUAUGACCUUGUAUGUAAACCGGAACAUAGCCGGAUUCCAACAGUAGAGAGAGAUGGGGAUUUCACAUUUUCAAACUCUGGUGAUCACGAUUCAGUUACUAAUGUUGACUCACGAAACGGUUUUGUCCCUCAGAACCCAAAACACAGUGCAGAGAACAUGUUAUGUAGCUCAGUAAUUAGUUGUCCUUCAAGACCAAAUGUUAAUAUAAGGAAGAAAAGCUAUUUUAAAACAAAGCGCAUGAAAAAAUCAUUCGGUUCAACUUCAAUGCCAAACCCUACCAAUAUCUGUACUGAAAGCUCUUCUCCAAAAAAAUCCAAUUUUAGAGGAACCAGUGAGGAAGAAAAUAAAGUGGCUCCUAAUUUUAAACCAAUAGAAGUAAAUAGUCAAAUACUACUAUCUGAAGCUCAUCCAAAUGUGAAAUUAUCCAAAGAUAUAUUCUACAGCUUGAUUGUAAAAUCAUCUGGUAGUGCUACUCGACUAAUUAGAUUAUUGAUGAAAAGUUUUUUUACACAAGAUGAAUUAGCUGCUUCAUCAUUAUCUGGUGAAGGUAUAUACAAACAACGUCUGGAACCAAGUGUAACAGAAGCUAUAAAAAUAUUUAUUCGUCAAAGACAUCCACAAUUGAAAACUGGAUCUAUCAAUCUGUGUAUGACAGAUGUAUGUGUUCAAGCAAGACGAGUUGCUAAUAAUCAACGAAGUCGACAACAUCCAUUACAUAUUUCACCAUCUCGACAAGAAUUAACAAAAUCUCAUGGAAAUAAUUCAACUGAUCAAUAUGAAUGUGAAAGUCUUUUAGGUAUUAAAAAUCGAAUGAACAAUUCAAUUCGUUCAAUUUCAACUGGAAAAUUGUCAAAAUAUAAUCAUGAGAGUAUAAUUAUGACAACAGUGACAACAACAACAACAACAACAUCAUCAUCAUCAUCAUCAACAUCACCACAACAACAAACAUUAAUGAAUCCUUUAAUCAAUGAAUAUGAAUCUAAUUAUUGUAUUGAAAUCCCAAAAACUGAAAUUAAUGAUACUGGUUUUAUAGAAUCAGAAAAUGAUGAAUCUAUUCUACACAUUGUUGAUGAUGGACAUGAUCUUUGUUCAGAUGAAAUAGAUACACCUGCAUCAUGUUCUGUUCAUUCAUUUAUCUCAGAUCAAAAAUAGACAACAUUGAUACCAUUGAACAAAUGUUUAUAAAUGCAUUAACAAAGAAAUAUUAUUUCAGGGCUGUGUAACAACUAUCUUAUCACUAUACUGUUGACUUUAUCUCAUCUAUUAUUCUUUAAUUAAAUGAAUAAAUAUUUGUGAAUAAUUAAAUUGUUUGAUAGAAAAAGAGAGAGACAGAGACAGAGACAGAGGUGAACAAUUUGAGCAGCAAAAUUCAUUUAAGUUUACAUUGAAUUAAAAAUAAAGUUUUUUUAACCAUGUCAAAUAUGUUUAUUUUCUCCUUUGAAGACAAUAGAAGCUAUGCGUGAUAAUAGUUAUUAGGUUUCAUUAUUUAUUUAGUCUACAGGGUGUUUAUUAUUUCCAAUUCUUUUAAAUUAUUGCAGCAUUAUGAAUUAUUCAUUAAUUUCUUUCUUGUUUUGUUUGUUUUUCAAGAUUGUAUCCUUUUUAAUACAAUACUACUAAUGUUAAUAAAGUACUACAUUACAAUUGUAGCAUACUGUUUUUUUUUUAAGUUUGAAGACUUUGACCUUUAUCAAGUCUGGUGUUGUGUCAAUUGAUUAAUUGAUAAGUAAUUAAUUUUUAAUUUAACUCUGAAAAAGGAG